AUGAUUGACAAAAUAAAUUCCGUUUUCAAACAGGAUUAUUUUGGGACAAGGGAAGAUAGUGUAGACCAAAGCAUGAUUAAGUUUAAAGGUAGAUUGUCACUAAAACAGUACAAUCCAAUGAAACCAAUUAAAAGAGGAUACAAACUGUGGUGCCUAGCUGACCAAAAAGGUUAUAUUAUGAAUUUUAAAGUUUAUCAAGGCAGAGAAGAACAAGUGAAUUCUAGUUUUGAAAAAUAUGGACUUGGGGAACGUGUGGUACUAGAACUAACAGAACAUUUGUGGAAUCAAAACCGAGAGGUUUAUUUUGAUAAUCGUUUUUCAUCUACAUUGUUAAUUCAAAAGCUGAAAGUUGAAAAAACACUGGGCUGUGGAACAAUUCGAAUAAAUCGAAAAGGGUUACCGUCAGAAAUGACAUCUGAUAAAACACUGCAUCGAGGUAACCACGAUUCGAAAUAUUUGUCAGAUGGAACUGCAUUUUUUAAGUGGAAGGACAGUAAGCCGGUACAUAUCAUUUUAAACUUCCAUGGAUCUGAACUGUUACAAGAAAAGAAAAAAAUGGCACAUCACAUCCAGUUCCGUGUAAUAUAG
Macrosiphum euphorbiae (potato aphid) is the source of this 588-nucleotide messenger RNA. Lineage: Eukaryota; Metazoa; Arthropoda; Insecta; Hemiptera; Aphididae. The record is from the annotation of a GenBank genome assembly.